AUGUCCAGGCUCCGAGCAUUGAGAUGUCCAAGCCUCCUGUGCCAGGUGUCCGCGCUCACUAGCGCAAAGCAGACGGCGUUCGCCGUGUGGGUCUGUGACUGCUUCUGGUGGGGCACGAGGGAUUUCGUGCCAGAUGGCUGGACGUUCUGCUCGAACGUGAUGUCGAGGGUGCACAUGCCUUGGUCUCGCGGAUCUUGUGUGAGUGGAAUCACCUUGCCUUGGAUAGUGAGGUGCGGCGUGCUCUCUUCGACGACGCAGCGCAAUCCCCUUUCCAGGAGGGAGGUGGGCGAAAAAAUGUUGCGACCAAGUCCCGGAACGAUGAGUCCCUGAAUCCGCACGCGCAAUUGCUGUCCUCGAUUGUCCUUGACGGUGCAGUGUAGGAUGCCCGUGGCCGUGCCUUUGAGUUGUCUUUCUCCGGCCACGUCCACGAUCUUUGGAGAGUUUCGCUGGGUGUAAUCGUGGAGGUUUCCGUCGGGGAUGAGGCGAUUGUCAAACAUGGUCUCCGAUGCUCCCGUGUCUACCAGCAGGCCUACCCCGGUGGAGCUCGCGGCGAAGUUGCGUCCUGAGAUGCGGGAACACGUGCCGAACAUGAAGCCGCUGUCAAAGGCGUCCUCGUCCCGGGUGAAGUCGACAACUGCCACUUCAUUGUUUGAGUCGUGCUUGUUGGACGCCGACGAGCAGUGAGUGCAGUUGGAGCACGCGGUGAAUGCUUUACUUGAGUCCUUGGUGUCUUCCGAGCGCUUUCCUCGUUGCUGGUAGCAUUCCUCGUCUGAGUGAGACGUGGUGUUGUGCUUGGAGCACCGCUUGGCAGCUCCGGCGGGCUUCGUUUUCUUCUUCGCCCUGUUCUUGAUCUUGGGGCAGUUCCUCCUGAUGUGCCCCGGCUCGUAGCAGCUGUGGCAGAUGAUGUCAGACGCGGUCGUUGCCAUGGCAAAUCCUCGACCAGCUAUGCGUCCCUUCCAUCCCUUGCGCGAUUGUUCGUCCAAGAAGAUGUUGCGCAUGGUGGAUUGCAUGUCCAGGACGUUGAAGGUUGGGUCUCUGAACACCAUCAGUUUGACGUCCUUGUAUUCGUCGGAGAAGCCCUGUACGCAGAUGUCCUUGAAGCGGCGGUCGGAGAUGGGUUCUCCCAUCUUAUCCAGCUGGGUGCGAAGUAGGUGCUUCUGGUCGUCGGGAUUUUCACCAGGGUUCAUGGGGUUGUUCUCCAGCUCCUCCAUCUUGGCCCUGAUGACCUCGUCCGUUACCCUGUCAUAGUUGUUGCAGAGCUCCUCGAAGGUAGCUUGUCCGUCGCCGCUGAUGCCAGUGUCGUCUUCGUGCUCCUGUAUCCACAAAGUGGCUGGAAGUUCCACUAGGAGGAAAAGAAUGGCGUAGAGAUCUUCGUUUGCCCUUGUGUAAGAAUCGAAGGCCGCUGUGUCUGCGGGAUCUGGCUUCCUUUGUUUCUUCAGCAGUGGCAGGAUGUCCUUCCUGGUCACACCUAACACCACGCAGAAUUUCUUCAUCCAAGUCUUGAACUCAGCUGGGUCCUUUCCGUCGAAUUUCUUGAGGCCUUUGAUCACGGCUGCCAGGUUCGUAGAACUAUCGCUGGCGAACACGCUUCCACCUCCUGUGUUGCUCGUUGCAGUUUCCAUUGCUCGUUCCAGCUGUAUUUUCUUCGUCUUGAUGAAAGUACUUCCUACUGUAGGAGUAAGUUUGCUCGUGGUACGACUGCCU
This is a messenger RNA of Ectocarpus sp. CCAP 1310/34, 1704 nucleotides long. Lineage: Eukaryota; Phaeophyceae; Ectocarpales; Ectocarpaceae. The record is from the annotation of a GenBank genome assembly.